This is a messenger RNA of Chara braunii, 3089 nucleotides long. The record is from the annotation of a GenBank genome assembly. NCBI's taxonomy places the organism in Eukaryota, Viridiplantae, Streptophyta, Charophyceae, Charales, Characeae.
CUAGAGAAUCUACGAACAUCAAGGAGCUGCCGAUAAAGAUAUAAUGAUUAUAGAAAGGUUGAAGAAAGACUUAAAGAGGCCCGCAAGUUGAGAGAAAGAGGAAAAGAACCGAGCAAGGAAAUUGCCCUUUUCGAAGGAACGACUAAAGAAGAGGAUGAACGGGAAAACUGGAAUUACCUGAAAUAGAUAAAAGUUAUGGACCGCACGGACAGCUUUGUUGCAUCCAGAGGAGGAGACCACGGCGACGACAUUGUUGACGUGAGAGUGGUGGACGAUAGCAGGAUUGGAAGAGAACAUCUUCCAGCAGCAGCAGGAGCAGAAGGAGAAGGAAGGAGCAAGAGGGGGGGUGGCCUGUCGGGCCAAAGAAACGAGCAGCGUUCAGCAGCAGCAACCCCGAGCGGAGAGGUAGGUGACGGGGGAGGGCGAGGAGCGGCGAAGGUGGUGGGUGCUGCGGUUGCUAACAAAGCACCGCAUCCUGUGAACGUUAAACAGGAGCUGCAGGAGGAGGAAGAGGAGGAGGAGGAGGAGGAGGAGGAAGAGCAGAAGGGAGAUGUAGCAAUGGACAGAGGCGACGGGGUUGUAGAGCUUGAGGGAAACGUUCAGUAUAUGGACGUGCCCGAUGGGGACUAUUACGAUUUCGAUCAUGAGAGGACAGAGAAGGACGUGGCGUCCGGUCAGAUCUGGGCGCUGUAUGACGAUGUAGACGGCAUGCCACGUUACUACGCGAAGAUCAGAGCGAUCUCCAUGAACCCCUUCGAGGUCGUAAUGACGUGGCUGGAAGAGACAGAUAGAAACGGGAAAACGCUGCAGAAGAGAGGCGGAGGGACGACUAAAGCCUGGUAUGGUGGUCGGUAUGGGCCAUCGGGGUGCGGGUUCUACCGGGUUCAAAAGCUAUCGACGCAGAAGUCGACCAUGGCAUUCUCUCACAAAGUAGAGUGGAAGAAGAGGACAGGACAUCGUAUAACAAUCUAUCCGCACGUGGGGCAAGUAUGGGCUUUACACGUGCCGGGGAGAGACACUUUUGUAGGAUCAGGAUCAGGAAAGGGAGUCGGGGCGUAUCAGGUGGUGGAGAUUGUAGGAGACUGGAGCGACGAGAAGGGUAUCAGGGUAGAGGCGCUUGAGAAGGUUAGCGGGUUUAAGUGCAUUUUCAGGAGGGGGGGGGUAGGAGACGAUGGUGGAAAGCAAGGCAGUGCGGGGACAGAGACCGGCUUCGGAAUAAUGGCAUGGGACGAGAAGAGGUUUUCCCAUCAGAUUCCUGUGUACAGAUUCAAAGGGGGAGAGAUGACGGGAGUAACGGCGGGAAUGCUCGAGCUUGACCCUGCCGCCUUGCCGGGAGAGUUUGCCGGAUCUAUUACGUAGGAUGGGCUAGACGGUGCUCUGUGUCUACAAUCGGACACACAUCGCAUCGCAUGCAAAUUCGCGCGCUCGUAUGUCUAUCAUCCAUAUGUACACGACGGACAUGAUUCUGUGCAAACACAUCCCACUCACGUAAACGCGUACGGCGGGUGACUGACGCUGAUAGCUUGUCGGCUUUUGCCUUCUCUCCCCUCUCUGGCUCCUCAAUGCUUCUACUUUUGGCCGUGGAUCUGUGUACUGUUUACUAUUCAGCGUAUAUACUGCUCCCUGGUAUCGAUGCCUUCGCGGGGGGGCAGCGAGCGAGCGAGCGAGCGAGCGAGAGAGAGAGAGAGAGAGAGAGAGAGAGAGAGAGAGAGAGAGAGAGAGAGAGAGAACGGGUUGUGGUUAUGCGCAACAAGGGACAGUAGAGCAUGAUGGAAGAGUUUGAUUGGCCAGAGGUUGAAGAUGUGCUUGUGGUUGUGGUACAUCAUUCGGACGACUACACGGGAGCGAGAAGUUCUACUGUAUAUUGGGGCCAGGAGGACGAGAGAACAGCUGGGCAAGAGACACAUUGUGAUGUGAUUCUCACGAAUGGAAACCGUGUACAAGGAAGGAGGACGCUGGGGAGAUUUAGCAUGUGUCGGGAUUUUUCGAUGAUAUGCCACCUGUUUGGGGGACAAGUACGCGGGCCAGCGGAACGCAGUGUUUGUAAAUGCUUUGCAAGGAAGCAGACAUGGACUGCAGAGAGCGGUGAUCGUCAAUAGCACCACUGCCAACCUCUGCCUUGCUUUCUUCCUCGGGAAUGACCCCAUGGGAGAAAUGAUUCGUUGCUGUCUAGGGUUAGGAGGUGGAGGUGAUGAUAAUGGUGGUCGCGGGUCGCAAGAGGAAAGCAAGGAAGGGAACACAUCCUUGGGACGGACAUAGACAAGGGUAGGGAAAGGAGAGAGGCGCAAGGAGGGACGGGACGGGUAAGGGAGAGGGCCAUUUUUUAUCUCAUCUUUCCAGAACGUUUUGUCUGGGCUCGUUUUAGCGGAACGAUUGAAUCUGUGAAUUAGUCACUUUUUCUUUCCGAUCCAAUGUUUCUAUAAUUGUGGUGUCGACGAAGCGAGACUGCUGCAGUGUCGGAAGUCGUAAGAAAUGCGAUUUUGUUAUGGCUUCUCCAUGUUUGAUAUCCCUCGGAUCGGGUGUGCCAAGACUCUUAGUUAAGCAUUUGGCGCUGGUGAGCGGGUGGGUGGGUGUGCAUGCAGGACGUGAUUGGCCCUCGACUGCAAAGUGGAGUGAGUCACCCUUGAUCGCAAAGUGGAGCUGAGCAGGCAGUGUCUGUAAAACAGGUACUAUGCGUCAGCCCUAGGUGGGUGUGCGAAUAACCGGGCACUAUGAACGCGCCUACCGGCGGGUGUGCAAAUAACCGGGCACGAUGAACGCGCCUAUCGGCGGGGGCGUGCGAACGACCGGGUACUUAUGAAAGUGCCUAAGGGAGUAUAGACUCACCGACCCCCAGCUUUGGAGGGCAGUUCUCUCCCUCUCUCUCCCUGCCUUUGGUUGUAGUGCUGGUUCUCCCUCUCUCUCCCCUGCCACGCAAGAUGAAGUGUCGUCCUGAGGGUGGUCCGGUCUGACAGGUCUGACAGAAACCAGAAUGCAUGCUUUCACGUUGCAACUGCCAAUUAUUUUUUUUCCCAUUUUUGUUGAUCGCGUUGCGGCGUUGGUCGCAAUUCGUGCUAAGGAGUCUAUCAAAACAAAACACAAAACAAAUA